CCCGCCCCGCAGCCGCCGAGCCGGAGCCGCCGCGGCCGGACCCGAUGCCGGGAGCUGGGCGCUGAGGGCGGCCCCGACAUGGGGGUUCUCAGCAUCACGGACCAGCCUCCUCUGGUCCAAGCCAUCUUCAACCGGGAUGUGGAGGAGGUUCGGUCGCUGCUGAAUCAGAAGGAGAACAUCAAUGUACUGGACCAAGAACGCCGAACACCGCUCCAUGCUGCUGCCUACAUAGGAGAUGUUGCAAUCCUCGAGCUCCUAAUCCUGUCAGGUGCUAAUGUGAACGCAAAGGACACGGUUUGGCUCACCCCGUUACACCGCGCUGCGGCCUCUCGGCACGAGAAGGCACUUCACCUCCUCCUGAAGCACUCUGCGGACGUCAAUGCCCGCGACAAGCACUGGCAGACGCCGCUGCACGUGGCCGCGGCCAACCGGGCCACCAAGUGCGUGGAGGCCCUGGUGCCCCUGCUCAGCACCGUCAACGUGGCCGACCGCACGGGCCGCACGGCGCUGCACCACGCCGUGCACAGCGGCCACCUCGAGAUGGUGAACCUGCUGCUGAACAAAGGGGCCAGCCCGAGCACUUGUGACAAGAAGGACCGGCAGCCCAUCCACUGGGCAGCUUUCCUGGGGCAUUUGGAAGUUCUGAAGCUGCUGGUGGCCCGGGGAGCUGACGUGAUGUGUAAGGACAAGAAGGGCUACACCCUCCUGCACACGGCGGCGGCCAGCGGCCAGAUCGAGGUCGUGCGUCACCUCCUGAGGCUGGGGGUCGAGAUCGACGAACCAAAUUCCUUCGGUAACACUGCACUUCACAUCGCCUGUUACAUGGGCCAGGACGCCGUGGCCAACGAGCUGGUCAACGUCGGUGCCAACGUCAAUCAGCCCAACGAGAAGGGCUUCACCCCCCUGCACUUCGCUGCCGUCUCCACCAACGGGGCCCUGUGCCUGGAGAUCCUCGUCAACAACGGGGCCGACGUCAACUUUCAGAGCAAGGAAGGGAAGAGCCCAUUGCACAUGGCUGCGAUCCACGGACGGUUCACGCGGUCGCAGAUCCUCAUCCAGAACGGCAGUGAGAUCGACUGUGCUGACAAAUACGGCAAUACCCCCCUCCACGUUGCUGCUAGAUACGGCCACGAGCUGCUAAUUAGUACUUUGAUGACGAAUGGUGCUGACACUGCAAGGCGUGGGAUCCACGACAUGUUCCCUCUGCACUUAGCUGUUCUCUUCGGAUUUUCAGACUGUUGUCGUAAGCUACUUUCCUCAGGUCAGUUGUACAGUAUCGUGUCCUCGCUGAGCAACGAGCACGUGCUGUCUGCAGGCUUCGACAUCAACACGCCUGACAACCUCGGGAGGACUUGUCUCCACGCUGCUGCUUCCGGAGGGAAUGUUGAAUGUCUUAAUUUGCUGUUGAGCAGCGGUGCUGACUUGAGGAGGAGAGAUAAAUUCGGGAGGACUCCACUGCACUACGCAGCUGCCAAUGGCAGCUACCAGUGUACGGUGACACUGGUGACGGCGGGAGGCAGCAUCAACGAGGCCGACUGCAAAGGCUGCACCCCCUUACACUACGCUGCUGCCUCGGACACCUACAGGAGAGCAGAGACUCAUUCAGGAAACAGCCAUGACACUGACGAGGAGCCACUGAAGGAGUCCAGGCUGAAGGAGGCGUUCUUUUGUUUGGAGUUCCUGCUGGAUAACGGUGCCGACCCCUCCCUGCGGGACAAGCAGGGCUACACCGCCGUCCACUACGCGGCCGCCUACGGCAACAGGCAGAACCUCGAGCUGCUCCUGGAAAUGUCUUUUAACUGCCUGGAGGAUGUGGAAAGCACCAUUCCAGUCAGCCCUUUGCACUUAGCUGCCUAUAAUGGUCACUGUGAAGCCCUAAAGACACUUGCUGAGACCCUGGUGAACCUGGACGUGCGGGACCACAAGGGCCGGACAGCGCUGUACCUCGCCACCGAGCGGGGAUCCACCGAGUGCGUGGAGGUGCUCACCAGCCACGGCGCGUCCGCGCUGGUCAAGGAGAGGAAGAGGAAGUGGACCCCUCUCCACGCUGCAGCUGCCAACGGGAACACGGAUUCCCUGCACCUCCUGAUAGACAGCGGGGAGCGGGCGGACAUCACCGACGUCAUGGACAUCCACGGCCAAACCCCGCUGAUGCUGGCAAUCAUGAACGGCCACGUUGACUGUGUCCAUCUCCUGCUGGAGAAGGGAUCCACGGCUGACGCAGCGGACAAGAGGGGAAGGACUGCCCUGCACCGAGGGGCUGUGACAGGCUGUGAGGAUUGCCUGGCUGCUCUGCUGGACCACGAUGCCUUCGUCCUGUGUCGGGAUUUCAAGGGCCGGACCCCGAUCCACUUCGCCUCGGCGUGUGGGCACCUGGAAAUCCUGCGGACCCUGCUGCAGGCAGCCCUCUCCACUGACCCCCUGGACUCCGUGGUGGACUACAGCGGCUACUCACCGAUGCACUGGGCUUCUUACAGUGGGCAUGAAGAUUGUCUUGAAUUGUUACUUGAACACAACCCGUUUGCGUACCUAGAAGGAAACCCCUUUACUCCAUUGCACUGUGCAGUAAUUAACAACCAGGAUGGCACUGCUGAAAUGCUGGUGGAAGCAUUAGGUGCCAAGAUUGUUAAUAGCAGAGAUGCCAAAGGAAGGACACCCCUUCACGCUGCUGCCUUUGCAGACAACAUCCAUGGUUUACAGCUGCUCCUGCGGCACCAGGCCGAGGUGGACACGGCGGACAAGCUGGGCAGGACCCCCCUCAUGGUGGCUUCUGAGAACGGGCACACGGCAGCAGUGGAGUUCCUGCUGUACCAAGCAAAAGCAAAUAUAACUGUGCUGGAUGUCAACAAGAACACAGCUCUUCACCUGGCCUGCAGCAAGGGCCAUGAAAAGUGUGCCUUGUUGAUCCUGGGGGAAACCCAAGACCUUGGCCUUAUCAAUGCAAGUAACAGUGCUCUGCAGAUGCCGCUCCACAUCGCGGCGCGGAACGGACUGGCCUCCGUCGUGCAGGCCCUGCUCAGCCGCGGGGCCACCGUGCUGGCUGUGGAUGAAGAAGGUCAUACCCCAGCCUUGGCAUGCGCUCCCAACAAGGACGUUGCCGACUGCCUGGCACUUAUCCUCUCCACCAUGAAGCCUUUCCCACCUAAGGACGCCAUCAGCUCUUUCAGCUUCAACCUCCUCAAGAACUGCGGCAUCGCGGCCAAGACGGCGGCGUGCGGGGCCCUCCCCAACGGCAGCUCCUGCCCCUACACCAAGGACCGGCACAACGCCAUCGGCCUGGACGGCUGUUACUCGGAGUAGCUUAAACUAUGGGUGACCUAAUAUCUUAUUAUAUUUAUUUAGAAAUUCUAUAAAUAUAGGGCACUUUAAA
Lepidothrix coronata (blue-crowned manakin) is the source of this 3370-nucleotide messenger RNA. RefSeq names its product ankyrin repeat domain 52 (gene ANKRD52). Gene Ontology annotation, molecular function: protein binding. The record is from RefSeq and is a predicted model, not a curated record. Lineage: Eukaryota; Metazoa; Chordata; Aves; Passeriformes; Pipridae. The transcript has 28 exons. Bases 79 to 3300 code for a protein of 1073 amino acids.